UUCCCGAGAACGCGCAAAGUCUGAAGGUGGACAUUGGGAUUGGGACAAACCCUCAGCGUGAACGCGCAAACGGAGGCGAAGUAGGGGAGGGAGGAAAAGACCGGAAAUCCGACUUCAGGAGGCGUUCCAGUUGAAAGUUCCGACUGGGAACUAGGAACGCAUUAUCAGCCUGAAGACCUCCGAGACCAGAAUCCAGACUCAGUCCAGGACAACACGGUCCACCAGUCACAGACCUGCAGGACGAUGGAGAACCAGAACCCGGACCACAGGAGCCAAACAGCAGCCUCGUGCUCUGAUAGCACCGAUGUUCAGAAACGGAGAGGAAGAGAAGGACCCAAACGUCACCAAUGUCAGCACUGUGACAAAUCCUUCAAAAAAUCUGGAUAUCUAAAGAUUCAUCAGAGAGUUCACACUGGAGAGAAACCGUACAGCUGUGACCAGUGUGGGAAAGCUUUCACUCAAUCAGGGAGCCUGAAUACGCACCAACGCAUUCACACUGGAAAUCAACUGUACAGCUGCGACCAGUGUGGGAAAGCUUUCCGUACAUCUUAUAACCUUAAAGUCCACCAUCGUGUUCACACUGGGUUGAAACCUUUCUGUUGUGAACUAUGUGGAAAUGCUUUCAAUACAUCAUAUAAACUAAAAAGGCACCAACAGGUUCACACUGGAGAGAAACCGCACAGUUGUGACCAAUGUGUGAAAAUGUUCAGUACAUCUAGUCAGCUAAAAGAUCACCAGCGUGUUCACACUGGACAGAGACCGUACAGCUGUGAUCAAUGUAGGAAAGCUUUUAGAAGAUCAGGUCACCUAAAAAUCCACCAACGUAUUCACACUGGAGAGAAACCAUACUGGUGUGACCAGUGUGGGAAAGCUUUUAGUCAAUCAAGUUCCCUAGAUAAGCACAGACGGGUUCACACCGGAGAGAAACCUUACUGGUGUGACCAAUGUGGGAAAGCUUUCACCACAUCAGGUAACCUAGACAUUCACACACGCGUUCACACUGGAGAGAAACGGUACGGGUGUGACCAGUGUGGGAAAAUGUUUGCUCGUAUUAGUAACCUUAAAGUCCACCAACGCAUUCACACUGCUUAGUUCUGAAAAACGUUUUUAGCCAAGCCAGCUGUUUACUUCUGCCUCCUCCUUGUGUCCUGAUAGCUAUGUUGCUAUAUUCUGAUCUUCUCCACAAACUGAAGGAGUGGUGCUGAGUAGUCUAAGAUUCAAUGCUUUGAUGGGAGGAAUCUGUUUCAACUCAGUCGAAUCUUCGCAGUGGAGUUUCCCAAGCUUUACCUGAGGGGAGGCUCACAGUUUGAAAACCCCUGGUGUACGUAACAGCGACUGGUGAAUAGACUGCAGCUCUGCAGCUUCUCAAGGCUAAAGCAGUUUUAUUCAUGUUUUUAUUUACCAAAAAUUUAUUUUAAUUCUUGUGAGAUUGCUAGCUGUAUUCAACUAGUGCUGCAACGAAAAAUAUUUUCUCACUGUCCAUUAAUCUGCCAUGUAUUUUCUCAAUUUAUUGCUUUGUAAAUAAAAGGUUAUAGACAUG
Molecule: messenger RNA, 1540 nt
Organism: Micropterus dolomieu (smallmouth bass)
Lineage: Eukaryota; Metazoa; Chordata; Actinopteri; Centrarchiformes; Centrarchidae
Product: zinc finger protein 239-like
Exons: 2
Coding region: 244-1092 (282 amino acids)
Biological process (GO): regulation of transcription by RNA polymerase II
Molecular function (GO): RNA polymerase II cis-regulatory region sequence-specific DNA binding; DNA-binding transcription factor activity, RNA polymerase II-specific
Source: RefSeq, a predicted model, not a curated record